Molecule: messenger RNA, 9450 nt
Organism: Haliotis rubra (blacklip abalone)
Lineage: Eukaryota; Metazoa; Mollusca; Gastropoda; Lepetellida; Haliotidae
Product: eIF-2-alpha kinase activator GCN1-like
Biological process (GO): cellular response to amino acid starvation; regulation of translation
Cellular component (GO): cytosol
Molecular function (GO): protein binding; protein kinase regulator activity
Source: RefSeq, a predicted model, not a curated record
CAACUGACAAAAUGGCGGCGAUCAUGCGUCCGUCUGCUAGUGUAUAACACGUGGCUUAUGUCACAACAACUAGAAACUGUGGAAGAGAAACUAGAUAACUGGCUUAAAACGACAUGACAUCGAUAGCCAUAGGUUCAGAUGUUUUGAAGAAAUUUGCUCAAAAUGUCACAAUUUCGAGCACCAAAGAUAGAAUCAGCAUUCUGCAAGAUGUGGCCAGGUUGGCGUCUGAAACAGAUUUGCCGGAAGCAGCUGUCAAAGGGAUAUUUAAAUUCCUCGUGUUUGCCCUCGGGAAGUACAGAGAUGGGAAGUCACGGCAUGCAGUUCUCACCUUGAUUCAGGUUCUUGCCAAAAAAAGCCCUGAUGUGGUCAUCAAGAAUCUGCGAUCUGUUCUUAGUCCAACCGGAGAGGCAAUGAAAAAUACAGUCAUUCCAUGCCGGAGCUCUUCAGGAGAAGCUCUGAUGGGUCUGAGCUGGACAUGUGAAGCCCUGAGAGUUGUGAUGAAGUCGGAGAAGGGACUCUCACAGCAGGAGCUGAAGGAAAUGGUCAGUGUCCAAGUGUUGCUGGUGUUAGGAGCUUUGGCUGAUGGAAACAAGGCCAUCGACAAAUCUGCCUACCGCAAGAUGUGCAGAGUUUGGAAAUGUGUACCAGGAUCAGCUGAGCAGUAUGCACAAGAGCUAGAAAGUCUUGAAGUUUCCAUGCAUAAUUUAUGCACUGCGGCGCUGCUGUUCAAAUACUUGGUGGGGACCAAAGAUCAAACAACCAUUGAUAAACACAAGGGGCGGUUUCUGGAGGACUAUGUGAAAGUGGUGUUGGCGAGUCGGACCAGACCCCCAGUUCAUAUUCUGGAAAGUUGCCAUGAAAUCCUACGUCAUGUGACCCAUGAUGACUUCAAAGGUCAAAUAUUGCCAGCUACCCAGAAAUGCAUGCUUCGUAGCCCAGAAAUAUGUCUCCAGACCAUGAGCUACAUGAUUGCCGGAGUGAAGCUUGAUCUCAGUCAGUACUCUCAGGACUUGGCCAAGUUGUUGGGAACCCAGUUGAUCUCCAAGGAUGAGAACAUGCGGCAGACAGCCCAGGCAGCCAUCAAGAACCUGGCGAAGCAGAUCAGUGACCCCGAGGCCGACGAGAAACUCGUCACUCACUUUUUUGGUGUUCUCAAUGGGUCAGAGGGCAAGCUGACAGUAGCGGACCAGAAGUUGAGUGUACUGCAGGGUGUGGGCAACCUCUUCUACAACACCGUCAGUGGCAGCACGUCACUGCAGAACCUCAGCAUCACCGUCACCGAGUUCUUCCUCACCACACUUCAGCAGGAAGUGCAUGAGGGCACCCUGGUCCAUGCCCUGGCUAUGCUGUCCUUGUGGUGUACCAAGUUCUACACUGUCGUCCCAGACAAGCUCAUGCAGUGGUUCAAGAAAGGAAUAACGCUGAAGACAACUACAUCGGCUGUGAGGAACGCCUACAUUCUCUGUAUGAACGCCUCUUUCCAUGGUGAUACUCUGCUGAAGGCGAGUGAAGUGAUUCCCAUCCUCAUCCAGACUCUGGACAAGGCCCACAAGCAGCCUACCCAAUCACAGAUUGUCACGGAGGCAGUCUCCACAGCCUGUGUUCUAGUCCGUCUCUCAUUGGUCGAUAUCGAGUCAGAGAGUAAACUUGGCACGUUUUGGACGACAGUUCUAGACAACAAAAAACAGCUACUGGUGAAUGAGAAGUUCUUGUCGGUCGCUGCAGAUGAAACCCUGCAGAACCUUGUUACCCUGGCUGAGAGGCUAAUCCUGGACUUCCCCCAGAAGAUGACAGAGACUAUUGCAAGUCCCUACUACAGGCUGGUGAUCUACUGCUUGACACGCAAGUCAUGGACUGUGAGGAAACAUGCCAUCAGCUCCACCAAUCGGCUGCUCUCCCUUCUGGGUGGGGCCCAGGUCUCGCUCUGCCUCAUCAGGGAGUUCAACACUCUACUUCAUUCACAGAAGCUGUCUGACUUCCAGAACUCCCAGCUGGCGGACGAUGACAGCCAUGAUGGCGCCGGAGACAGUGCUGUCAUCAUCUCCCCCAGAAUCCUCUCUGAUGCUCUCAUCACUAUCUGCUCAGUACAGAAGGCUGAUGUAAAAGAGGCGGAGUCAAUCGCCUUGGCAACAUUACUGACGGCUCAUCAUCCUUACAUAGCACACGCCAAUUCCUGUGCGUGGGUGGAUAUCCUCAGAAAGCUGAAUGUUGACGCGGCCAACUUCGUUCGCUGUCACAUCAAGGACUGUCUGAAUCUGGUCCAAACCAAUGAAAAUCCCUCGGAGAGCGUGUGCAAUGCAGUGAGCACCCUGGCAUUUGUGGAGCCAGCUGCGAUCUUGCCUCCACUAUUGCAUUACGUGCUGGAGAUUCUCAGGAAUCCAGAUCUGACGCAGGUCACCCAGACCGACUUCCACAUCUUCCUCACACCUGACGGCCAGCUGUAUGACAACUCCAUCAUCGAGAGUGCUAUGAAAUCUGAGACGAAGGAGACCAACAUCAAGCGAGAGAAUCGUCUUUACUCCCACAAGGAACAGUUGGCGGAGUUGGAGCUGCGGAAGGAACUGGAGAAGAAAAAAGGGAAGAAGGACACUGGGCCAAAACUGACCAAGAAACAGGAGGAAAUGGUCGCUGCUCAGAAGGAGAGAGAAGCAGAAAUCAGAAACAGGCUGAGAGGGCUUGACAAAACACUGCAGUGUGCGUGCAGCCUGGUGCUGGCAGCUCUCAAGGGAAACAAGUCUUCUUUCGUGCGUUACAUGAAGGACAUCUGUGCGUUGUUGUCUCCCUUGCUGCAGUCCCCCUUGGCUGCUUUGAGGGCUAGUCAAGUCUUUUUAGAUCUCGGCCAGGCCACAUUUGAAGAUAAACUUCAAGGUAUUAUUGUGAGCAACGUGACGCUCAGACAGCUGGAGCCAGUGUGUGAUAUCUCUGUGAACUGGACUCAUGAGCCACGUGCUGAGCAAGCAGGUCGUGUGAUCCAACUGCUGCAUCGUGCAGCCGACCUACAUCUGGUGCUGGAGGAGAGGGAGCAGUCACUGUUCCCUGCCUGUACAUUUGCUUAUAUUUAUUACUUGUUGUGGAGUGUUUUGCGGAAGGGAGCGGCGGCAGUGGGUGGAGACGAGGCUGUUUGUGGCCUCGCGUUACAGCUUAUUACAGAGCAUGCCCAGAUGAGGAAGGAUGGAGAUGAUUACAGAACAUGUGGGGAAGAGUACAACCCUAGCUGGCUCCCUCUAAGGCAGCUCCUGGAGCUCUGUCUGCAAGUGGUGGGCAUUGCAGGCAGCUGUCAGCAGGGCGCCACGCAGGCGUUACGGGAGCUGGCCUGCUGCAGCAACGGCGAUGACGGCUGUGCCACAGUCAGCCAAGAGGAGGUCACAGUCCUGUUGGAGGGGUUACAGUCACCCUGCACUGCUGUUCGGGAUGCGUCAUUACAGUGCUUACAAGCUCUGGAGAAUGUCCUGCCGAACAUAGAUGACAACUUUGAUCUUGGACUGAACAUCGCCAAAAGAGUGUGGGUCGCCUCCAAUGAUGUGGAGGACCAUGUAAAGAGAUUAGCAGAAAAACUGAAGGAAGAUCUAGAUCUGGAGGAGCCCUACGAGGAACUGAGCACUGCCUUAGUGGAGGAUGUCAUCCAUGACGAGGCCGUUAUCCGACGAGCUGCUGCCGAGACGCUGGCACAGGUGUUGGAGGUUCACCGGGAACUGGUCCCUGCCACAAUACAACUCUUGCUGCAGAAGUACGAGGACAAGUUAUUUAUGCCGCCGCCACAGCUGGACCAGUUCGGCCGGUUAGUUGAGGAGCAACCCCCAGACUUGUGGCAUGCCAGGUCGGGUAUCGCACUCGCCCUCCACAAGAUGGCAGCACUUGUUCCACAGGAUAGCAUCUCUGAUCUGUUUGACUUUUACGUCCCUGACGCUCUCGGAGACAGGAACCCAGACGUUCGUUCCCAGAUGCGAGAUGCAGCAUUGUCCUGUGUGAACACUCAUGGCAAGGAGAACGUGAAUGAGUUGUUACCAGUGUUUGAGAACUUUAUGGCAAAUGCACCCGACACUGCCCAGAACGACACAGUCCGCCAGAGCAUCGUCCGCCAGAGCAUCGUCAUCCUGAUGGGAACUCUGGCCAAGCAUCUGGACUCUGACAACCCUAAAGUCAAACCAAUAGCUGCCCAGCUGAUCAGUGCUCUCUCUACACCGUCACAGGAGGUGCAAGAGGCUGUAGCCAACUGUCUGCCCCCCCUGGUGCCAUCCAUCAAGAAGGGUGCCCCUGAUCUGGUACAGCGUCUGCUGCAUCUGCUGUUGGAGUCGGACAACUACGGCGAGCGCCGCGGUGCUGCAUAUGGCCUGGCCGGACUCAUCAAGGGAAUGGGGCUGCUGGCCUUGAAACAACAGCAGAUAAUGGACACACUGACUGCAGCCAUUCAGGACAAGAAGAAUCCACGCAAGAGGGAAGGUGCCCUCUUUGCCUUUGAGAUGCUGUGCAAUAUGCUUGGGCGGUUGUUUGAGCCGUACAUCGUGAACAUCAUCCAGCACUUGCUGUUGUGUUUUGGAGACAACAACCAGUACGUGCGGGAGGCGGCUGAUGAUUGUGCAAAGGCGGUGAUGCGGAACCUAAGUGCCCAUGGUGUGAAGCUGGUGCUGCCGGCGCUGCUCAACGGCCUGGAAGAGGACCAAUGGCGGACAAAGACAGGAUCGGUGGAGCUGCUGGGCGCCAUGGCUCACUGUGCUCCCAAACAGCUGUCAGCGUGUCUUCCCAACAUCGUGCCCAAACUGACGGAGGUGCUCACAGACUCGCACAUCAAGGUGCAGCGGGCCGGCUCACAAGCUCUCAUGCAGAUCGGAUCUGUCAUCAGAAACCCUGAGAUUCAAGCUAUUGUGCCUGAACUGAUCGACGCCCUACAGGACCCGACCAAGAAGACCACCCCCAGUCUUCACAUCCUGCUGAACACCAAGUUUGUCCACUUUGUUGACGCUCCCUCGCUGGCUCUCAUCAUGCCGGUGAUCCAGCGAGCGUUCCAGGACCGCACCACAGACACGAGGAAGAUGGCUGCUCAGAUCAUGGGAAACAUGUAUUCCCUCACAGAUCAGAAGGACCUCUCCCCGUACCUGCAGUCUGUGAUCCCCGGACUGAAGCAGUGCCUCCUGGACCCUGUGCCGGAGGUGCGCAGCGUGUCGGCCCGAGCCCUGGGAGCCAUGGUGAAGGGGAUGGGGGAGGCCAUCUUCGAGGAGCUCCUGCCUUGGCUCAUGGAGAACCUCGUGUCGGAACAGAGCUCUGUCGACAGAUCUGGGGCUGCACAAGGUCUCAGCGAAGCCAUUGGCGGCAUGGGGCUGGACAAACUGAAGAAGCUGAUGCCUGGAAUCAUAGAAACGGCGGAGAGAGACGACAUCGCACCCUUCGUCCGGGACGGGUACAUCAUGACCUACAUCUAUCUUCCUGCAACAUUCGGCAGGGAUUUUGCCAUAUUUGUAGGCCCAAUUCUACCAUCCAUCUUGAAGGCUUUAGCUGAUGAAAGUGAGUACGUACGUGACACAGCUUUGAGGGCUGGCCAGAGAAUCAUCACGCUGUUUGCCGACACGGCCAUAUCCCUGCUGCUGCCAGAGAUCGAGAACGGACUGUUUGCUGACAACUGGAGGAUCCGAUUCAGCUCCGUCCAGCUCCUGGGGGACCUCCUCUACAAGAUAUCAGGUGUGUCUGGCAAGAUGUCCACCGAGAGUGCUGGGGAGGAUGACAACUUCGGCACCGAGACAUCACAACAGGCAAUCACCAAAGCCCUGGGGGUAGAGAGACGGAACCGAGUGCUCGCUGGUUUGUACAUGGGCAGGUCUGACACAGCUCUCCUGGUGAGGCAGUCAGCACUCCAUGUCUGGAAGGUGAUCGUCAGCAACACUCCAAGGACGCUCCGAGAGAUUCUACCUACCCUCUUCUCACUUCUGCUGGGAUGUCUGGCAAGCACCAGCCACGACAAGAGAACGGUGGCGGCACGCACCCUUGGUGACCUGGUGAGAAAGCUGGGUGAGCGUGUCCUGCCCGAGAUCAUCCCGAUCCUGGAGCGGGGUCUGGACUCAGAAGAGGAGGACCAGAGACAGGGCGUCUGCAUCGGCCUUAGCGAGAUCAUGGCCUCUACAAGCAGGGACCACGUGCUGGUGUUUGCAGACAGUCUGAUCCCCACGGUGAGGCGAGCGCUGUGCGACUCACUCCCAGAUGUACGAGAGGCUGCUGCCAAAACCUUUGACAACCUUCAUGCCAACAUUGGAAACCGAGCCCUGGAUGAAAUUCUACCAGCUCUACUUAAACAACUGGAUGACCCAUCUCAGGAGGAAGCAGCGUUGGACGGCCUGAAGCAGGUCAUGACAGUCAAGAGCAGAGUUGUCCUUCCUUAUCUCAUACCCCAGCUGAUCAGCCCCCCUGUCAACACCAAGGCUCUGUCACUGUUGACAUCAGUCGCUGGGGAUGCACUCACACGCCAUCUUGGCAAGAUUCUCCCGGCACUGAUGACGGCACUCAGCGAGAAGGCAGGAACACCUGAUGAAGAACAGGAACUGGGCUACUGUAGGACUGUUGUUUUGUCAGUGGAGGAUGAGGUCGGUGUUCGGACCAUCAUGGAGGACCUUCUCAGUGCCAGUCAGAUGUCUGAUGCUAAUAUGUGCGCCUCGGCUGUCACCAUCCUCCAUGCGUUCUGUAAACAGACGGAGUUGGACUUCUCGGAAUAUGUGCCCCAGCUUCUGCGGGGACUUAUUUAUUUGUUCACCCGCUCAGAGGAUAAUAUUCUUCUAGCUGCAUGGAAUUGCUUGGAUGCUGUUACCAAAAAACUAGACACAUCUGAAAUGCUGCAACACAUUUCGGACGUCAGGACGGCCGUUAGGUUUGCUGUGUCCGACUUUAAGGGCAUAAAUCUCCCUGGCUUCAGCAUUCCAAAGAAGGGAAUUACACCAGUCUUGCCAAUCUUCCGUGAAGGGAUUCUGAACGGAUCCCCAGACAUGAAGGAGGCUGCCGCCAUCGGUCUAGGGGAGGUCAUCAACCUCACCAGCCCUGAGGCAUUGAAGCCCUCUGUUGUCAACAUCACAGGCCCACUCAUCCGUAUCCUUGGUGACCGGUUUGCUUGGCAGGUCAAGGUCGCUGUCCUUGAGACUCUCACAUUAUUGCUGGGCAAGGUUGGGAUGAUGCUGAAGCCGUUCCUGCCACAGCUGCAGACAACGUUCCUGAAGGCCUUGAAUGAUCCAAACAGGUCGACCCGUCUGAAGGCAGCUGCUGCGCUGGGCAAGCUGAUCGUCAUUCACACGCGGACGGAUCCACUGUUCACUGAGUUACACACAGGAAUCCGCAGCACUGAGGACACCAGUGUCAAAGACACCAUGCUGCAAGCCCUGCGGUUCUGUCUGGCUGGUGCGGGCAGCAAGAUGUCCGAGGCCAUCCGCAAACAGCUCACCUCAACGCUGAGUGGAAUGCUGGGAAGUGGAGAGGAUAGUACGAGGAUGGUGGCAGCUGGCUGUAUGGGAGUGUUGUGUGGAACCCUGGGAGAUGUGGAACUGGGAGCCGUCAUGUUGGACUACUUGUUGGAGGUUGGUGGCAGUCUGGAUUGGCAACUACGUCAUGGUCGAAGUGUUGCGCUAGGCGUGGCUCUCAAGACAUGCCCAGACAAAAUCCUCACCCCACAGUAUGUGAAGAGUGUCACCAAAGUCAUCAUGGACUUAUCUAGCGCUGACAGAAUUCCGAUCUGCCAGAGUGGUUGUGGAAACGCCUAUAUGCUUCAACACCAGAUUAAGACAGGGGAGUUAACUCCAGAGCUGCUUGCUGCUCUUAUCAAGGGAAUGAAACACGACUCCAAUGAUGUGAAGCAGCUAGUCGGGCGCGUGGCAACGUACCUUGCCCAGUCUGUGGAAGAGCCGCUGCCCCAGAGCCUGGUGAAGCCCCUCAUCCCUCCUCUUGUGAACGGCACCAAGGAGAAGAACACCAUGGUCCGCGCCAGCAGCGAGUACGCCCUGGUUGCCAUGCUGCACAUGAGGCAAGGGGAGGCAGUGCUGCAGAGUACCUUGGGCUGUUUGGAGUCUGGGAUGCAGGAGUCGCUGAAGGAAACGGUCAACAAGACACUGAAGAAACUAGCAGGACAACCCCAGCAUGGAGGCAAGGAGGACAUUGACGACACGUUCCUCACCUAGCACUUCCCCCCGACACUGUAACAACCCAUUCCACCCUCCAGAAUCUUACUCUCGUACCUGUGGCACUUCACAAUAGCUGAAGAAUCAUGAGAAGUUUUAAGAUUGUAUCAUCUUGGAGUGAUUCACAAAACGACUUGAAAUGAGACCCUUCCAGAGAGGGGCAGACAAGAUGACAAAAAUACUUCUGUUAAAAAAUAUUGACAAAACUGUAUGUUUUCAUCUUUCUAUACGGAAGGUUUGUAUCCACUGAUAAUAUUUUGGGUGAACAUGUGCUGGGUUUUGAAGUUUAGGAUGCAGUAAAGUGAAAUUGAUAACAUUCUCAAAUUCUGUACAUGAUUUGUAAAAUGGAUAAUAUCAGUUGGCAUGUCUUUUUGUUAAUUAUUUUGUUGUUUACAUGUUCUUUUUUGGUUUUUUUCAUAAUAAGUAAGAUUUCACAUGAGAUUACUAUUAAACAGGACACUGCUAAAUUUGAAGAGUCCAUGUUUAAAUUUGCACUCAUCAAGCUGUAUUUGUGCUUCAAUAUUUACAGCACUCAGAGAAACAACUACCAUUUAGUAGCUGAGUGGUCACAUUGUGAGUGGUCACGUCGUGACUGGUCACGUCGUGAGUCGUCAUGUCCAUGACUGGUCAUGUCGGGAGUGGCCAUGUCAUGACUGGUUACAUCGUGAGUGGUCACGUCGUGAGUGGUCACAUUGGUUGAUGCCAGUGACAUCAGCAGGUUGAAGUGUUCAAGUACUGCAUGGUCCUUACAUUACUGUGGCCGGUCGAAGCUUGCUUCUAUCUUGAUUAAUAUACCCCAUUAAGUACUUUAAUUUGUUUAGAAAAAAGGUCAUUAGGUUAAACAUGUACAAAAUGAGACAAGAGAUCUACUUGAAGAGGUUAUAUCAAAAUACAUCCUCAUAAUCUGUAAUUUGAAAACUUGCAGAAAUCAAACCCUAGGUUUAUUAAUUAUUCACGUAAGAAAUAUAUGUAGAGGGUGGGACUUGGAUUAAUUACAACUGCAGUAAAAAUGACUGUGUAGCCUUCAUCAGAGGAUUUAUCUACAUAUACUACUGAAUUCUUUCAAGGAGACAAAGAACAGCCAGAAUGAGAGGACAUUAUGAAACUAGUUAUUGCCUGCAUCUUCAUAGUGUUACACUGAGUGUUGUGUUGAAUGCUGCUAUCAACCAAAGUAUCAGUUGUACGUGAAUGGGAAGAUGUGUAUGACACAGUAUUGGUGCCCUUUAAAUGCUUGGGCAUGACAGCAUCAUGUGCAAUGGUGCUGGGAUGUUGAAUAAAUGUGUAAUUAAACAUCUGUAUCUUUAAA